CAAUUCAACACCUUUUCCCAACAUGGAAGGGUUGGAAACAACGUGACCGUCACAAAAUCACGACUGAAGUUGCGCCUCCUUGGGAAGAGUUCAGGUCCAAAGCCAAAAACGAUGCCAGGUCUGUGUGCAGUUUUAGGGCACCACAGACCACAUGCGGCACUACACUACAUGUACCGUGUCGUGCUCAGUGCCUCUCUCUGUCCUUUUAACAAUUGACCAUUCAUGUAGUUCUUCUUUAGUUGCGUGUUGUCUUCUCCAGAGCAACCAUCAUCAUCAUUAUGUUGGGGCGACAUCACAACAAGCAAGCGCUGAAAGAGGUAGCGAUGCCAAGGUUGACUAACGUUGACGAUGUCGGAUGGCUUCCGUGGCAGCAGCCGUGGUUUGUCUUUGGUGUCGUCCAUGACUUUGGUCGCCUUCUACAAAAGCUCUCUCAACGAAUUGUGUCCUCACAGUACAUACGACAAGGCAAAGAAGAUCCGGAAAAGCUCUCCAAUGAAGUUGCCUUGCGUUGCUUCCAAGACGUGAUUGAUGACAUGGUUUCCCUUGAAUCCAACCUAAAACAGGAAUAUGGCUCGAGCGCAAGGUCUUGCAAGAGUCACACGCGAGACAGCAUAUUGAUAACCAGUCACUUUUUGAAGGGGAAACUAUCGUUGAUGAAAGUUGGCAUGAAAGGAAGGCAGCUUCGAGUGGCGAAAAAACAACUUUCUGCUGUGCUUCGGUUGGAAAGUUCGGCCAAAUAUCUCCAAGAGUCCAUAGAGGAAAGAUUCGAACUUCAACACUGCCCGCCGGACGCCGCCACCAGAAGCGAUUCCCUUGUGUUGGCUGAGUGCAUCGCCCGUGUAGCGGUUGACUGCCUUGGCAGCGGACAGCGCCAAGAUCUCGCCACGAACCUAAUGUACAUGUCGCUACGCAUCUAUCAGAGGCUUGACUCCCACACACCGGUCGUGGACUUGGCAGUCGCCCACAUCAAUAUGGCACACGCAUUUUGGAGCGUCGGAAUGCUAGACCGAGGCCGAGAAAUGUGCCGGAAGGCUUUGGCCUUAUUACUAGCAGCAGAAGCCCAAGACACAGCCAGGGCCCAAAAGGACUACAUGGAAACCUUGGCGAAGUGCUACCGAUUCUUAGGACACACGUCUCGUGAUGAUGCUGCCGCUCUGUCGUACUAUCAACUAGAGUUGGAAAUUCACGAGAAGCAGCGCUGGUCUGGCGAGACGACCGCAGCCGUUCAUGUGGAGAUUGCCGCGUGCCUUUGUUCGACAAGUCCGGAGCGUUCCCUCCAACACAGCGAACAAGCUUUGCUGCUGACCCAAUGUAGCCUUCGCACAGUUGACAUUUACAUAAACAUGGCAGCGGCACUGGCACUUGCGGAGCGUAAGGUGGAAGCAAGAAAGUACCUGCUCCAAGCUAAGGAAAUGACUGAGGAAAUGAUACGGUUGGACGAAAGCGAGAGCAGCGAUGAAGAGACUCAAAUGCGUGCGACUCGACAGAUGCUCUCCAUUUGUGGCAGUUUGGGUCGUCUUGAUGAUGAGGAUGGGGAACCUUUUGGCCUUCCAUUGGAAAAUGGUUCCCGUGAAUGAAAUCCUCUGCACCGUCGCCGUGUAAGCUUGUGAACGCUAGCUAGGAACGAUGAACUAUGCGCGUCCGCUAGCUAGCAAUAGAUUAAUGAGAUGAGAUAUCUAUAGUAGGAGUCAAAGGUACCCUACCCAAGGGACGUCAUCUCUGCAGUUUACUGGAUCUGCCAUA
Molecule: messenger RNA, 1743 nt
Organism: Seminavis robusta
Lineage: Eukaryota; Bacillariophyta; Bacillariophyceae; Naviculales; Naviculaceae
Source: the annotation of a GenBank genome assembly